CCGGCCCUCGAAGGCUGUAGGGGGUGAGGGAGCGGCCGGGCCGUGCUCCGCCGAGCCUGGUGCCAGUCCCCACUUGCGGGCCUCGCUGAGGUGGUGCCGUCACCCGCCCUCCCCACAGCGCCUCGCUGAGGCCUCCCGAGAGCUCAUCUGCCGAGGGUUGUGUUCCAGACACGAUCAUGGGUGAUCAAAUCCAGUUCAUUGUUGAGAAGCUCAAUCAGGAGCCCUUCAGGAAGAACUACAAUUUAAUCACGUUUGACUCCUUAGGGUCAACGCAGCUGUUGCAGCUGCUCAGUGAUGUGCUGGGAGAGAUUGACCCAAAGCAUGCUGUUGAUAUUAGAGAGGAGCUGCCGGAACAAACAGUUAAAAGGAUGUUGACUCUUCUUGGUAUCCUUAAAUACAAACCUCCAGGAAGUGCAUCAGACUUGAGUGCCUUUCGCCAGGGGUUAGUGACUGGAAGCAAACCUGUAAUUCAUCCUCUCCUACACUGGCUUCUUCAGAAGACCAAUGAACUCAAGAAGAGAGCUUACCUGGCACGUUUCUUGGUAAAACUGGAAGUGCCAGCGGAGUUUCUACAUGAUGAUACUGUGGCUGACAUCAACAAACAGUAUGAAGAACUGAUGGAAGCAUUUAAAAGCCUACAUAAGGAGUGCGAGCAGCUCAAAACAUCUGGCUUAUCUACUGCAGAAAUAAGAAGGGACAUUGAUGCAAUGGAAGAGGAGAAAGAUCAACUUGUCAAAAGAGUGGAGCGUCUUAAGAAGAGGGUGGAGACAGUACAAAAUCAUCCACGAAUUCUUGAAAUAGCAAGACAGCUUCGUAUAGAAAAAGAGAGAGAAGAAUCUUUGGCUCAACAGAAGCAGGAACAAAAAAAUCAGUUGUUCCAUGCAGAGCAGAGAUUGCAAAGAGCACAGCUUCAGCUGAAAGAAAUGCUUCAUGCAGUAGUGGAUUCAAAACCUGAAGGUUUAAUGAAGAAACUGGAAGAGGAGAUAAAUUUCAAUACAUACCUGGUUACUGAAAAAUUACCUAGAGAGCUGGAAAGUAAGAAGAAUUCAACAUGUAUCUUACAAAAGGUGGCUGCAGAGCCAGCUAUGAGUCAAUCUGAUCUCAGUGUACUUGAAAGCAAGAUAAAUGAAGUAAAUGCACAAAUGAAUCAGCUUAUUGAGAAAAGAAUGGUGAAGUAUGAGCCAGCUAAUAGCAAAUUGUCCAUGUACCGCCAACAGGCAUCUAUAAUGUCCCGGAAGAAGGAAGCCAAGGCCGAGGAACUUCAGGCUGCUAAGGAAGAGCUGUCCAGUGUUGAAAAGCAGAUGCAGCAGAAGACCAGCCAGGCCCAUGAGUUGGAAGGCUCUGAAGUUCUGAAAGGGGAUGAGUUGAAACAUUAUGUUAAUAAGCUCCGGAGCAAGAACACAUUUUAUAAGAAGAAAAGACUGGAAGUAGCAGAAAUUACAGCUGAGUAUGGUAUCCUCCAGAGGACAGAAGAACUUCUCAAACAGCGCCACGAGGCUAUUCAGCAGCAGUUGCAAGCUAUUGAAGACAAGAAAGGCAUUUCUGGAUAUAGUUACAAGCAGGAGGAGCUGGAAAGAGUAUCGGCAGUAAAAAGUGAAAUAGAUGAAAUGAAAGGCCAGACACUAGAUAACAUGUCUGAAAUGGUUAGAAACCUGAAUAGCAUGGUGUCAGAGAAGAAGGCAAGCCUAGCUCCUGUCAUCAAAGAACUGAGGCAGUUGCGUCAAAAAUGCCAGGAAUUAACUCAAGAAUGUGAUGAGAAGAAAAUGCAAUACAACAGCUGUGCAGCAGGGUUAGAGAGCAAUCGCUCUGCACUGGAACAGGAAGUGAAAGGACUUCUUGAGGAGUGUGUUCAGGAAGAAAGCAACUACCAUUACAUUAACUGCAUGAAAAGGAAUCUAGAAGUACAGCUGCAGCGUGCUAAAGAAGAAAUGAAGGCAUAUGUCUCCUCAGACCCACAGGAGAGGCGAAAGGCCCUUCGGGAACAGUAUACACGAAUGAUCCUGGAACAAGAAAACCUUGGGAAGAAAUUACGAGAGAAGCAGAAAGUUGUCCGUGAAAAUCACGCUGCAAACAUGAAGCAAAUGAAGAUGUGGCAGGAUUUUGAGCAGUUAAUGCUAUGUAAGAAGGAAUGUUUUCUGAAACAACAAAACCAAACAGCCAUUGGUCAAGUCAUCCAGGAAGGGGGUAAAGACAGGCUUGUAUUAUGAACUCCUGAUACUGACAUCAACUGGGAGGACAUUGCAUUGGCUUCUUAAAGGUAAACCCUCAGUAAAUGCUGUUGCUUUCAUCGUUUCUGCAAUUUGCUGUAUGUUGUUUGGGUUUGGUGGAUAAACGAGAGCUGCUCAGCACUCAAGGAAGCUUUUCCUCCACUGUUUAAGAGAGAACAUAAUGUGGUUAGGAAGAUCUGCUGUGAGAGCUGCUCCAGGGUGAACCUCAUUGUAAAUCUUUGGUUUAUGAGGCUGGGAAUGGCAUGCAUCUGCAGAGAGAUCAAAGGAGAAGAAAUCCUUCUCCAGGGUCACAGAACACUUCCCUAAUUGCUCUGCUCCUUACUCUGUAUCACUAAGGUUAUGUUUUUGCAAGGCCUGGGACCUGAUAUUGUGUAACUGUGGACCUCCUGGCUUGGCCUUCUCCUUCCCUAUUGUCUUUAUUCACCUAGUGUGACUGGUGAGAAUGGAGCCCCAUUGGCUCUGAGCUGCCCAGACCUCGCUGGCACACUCCUCAUCAUACUUUCCUUGCACGGCUGAGUUCAGGUGAUUGUGCUUCCAGGAGACAGUUCAUUGCUACAGCGUCAGGAGCAGGCUCUGAGAACAAUUACUUGGAGUCUGAGCUUUUUUCCAUUAUCUUUGGUGGUUGUUUUUGACAAAUGUAUUUCUCUUGCACAUUCACCUUCUGCUUUUUCUGAGUUGUCCUUGUGAAAAUGUGAACGGUGGUUGACUAAAAGCUUUCUCCACUGAGGACAUUUGGAGCUGUUCUGUCAGUGCAGGGUGGUUCCAAAUUGCUUACACCACCCAGAGAGGGUUAUUGGUGGAUGUAAGUUCAGCACACAGGCUCCUGUGUGUGUCAGGGUGUGCAGAGCAGGUACUGAGGGAGGGUUGUGUCCCCCUUGGCUUUCACCUGUGAGCCACAGGCAACUGUCACUGCCCUUCAUGUUGCCUCAUGAGACCCAGAGCUGACCCAGGGUAAGAGGAAUGUGGGUGAGGCUUGAAACUGUCCCUCACGCUUCAGCAUUUCGGGUGAGAGCCUCUCAGCCACAGCCAGAGACUGGAAGCAGAGGCAGAGUGGUAAGUCUGCAGGCCCAGACCUGUGGCUGUUCUUCCCUAGCCUCUUGGCUUAUUGAAUUUCCUGAUAGGUUUGGGUUUGGUUUGUUUGGUGGUUGGGGUUGUUCUUUGUUUUUCCUGCCUGAAGCAGAAUGACUUAUCAGGACCUAAACAACAAUUCUUCUUUCUUUGCUACCCAACUACGAGAUCUGCUGUUUUCUACAUCAAGAAGAGAGGAUGGUGGUUAUGUAGGUCCUGGUUUGGCUUUGCAUUCAAUGUAUUUGUUAACAGAACUAAAAUAAAACCUGAUGACUACA
Messenger RNA from Melopsittacus undulatus (budgerigar), 3574 nucleotides. RefSeq names its product intraflagellar transport 81 (gene IFT81). The coding region runs from base 177 to 2207 and encodes 676 amino acids. The record is from RefSeq and is a predicted model, not a curated record. Gene Ontology annotation, molecular function: tubulin binding. NCBI's taxonomy places the organism in Eukaryota, Metazoa, Chordata, Aves, Psittaciformes, Psittaculidae. Gene Ontology annotation, biological process: cilium assembly; intraciliary transport. Gene Ontology annotation, cellular component: cilium; intraciliary transport particle B; centrosome. The transcript is spliced from 18 exons.